UGGCCACUCCCAGCAUUGCAAGCCAAAAAAUCCGUGACAACCAUAUGCCUAUCUGAAGAGAAGAACUCUGCAGGGUUGACCUUGCAGCUGAUUUGAUUUUAGCAGAAUAUGCACACGAUGUCAUUGUAAAAUGAAUCUAACUCUCCUCUCUCACUGGACUUGGGAAAGGUGUGUUAUUCACAAAGUUUCGCCGAUGCUCAGUUUAAAAUAUUGUUAAGAUUUUGAGCAUGAUGACAUCUGGACAUGAUUACUUCAGCAGUUACUGCGAUUUAGGGGUGCAUCAACUGAUGUUGAAAGAUAGGCCAAGAACAUUGGCCUACAGGAACUUUUUUGAGAAGAACAGAGAGUAUGUCAAGGAUAAAGUUGUUAUGGACGUUGGGGCAGGAACUGGCAUUCUGUCGCUGUUUGCCGCAGCAGCCGGCGCCAAGAAAGUUUUUGCUGUGGAGGCGAGUGGUGUAGCAAGCUUGUGUGAGGAGGUGGUGAGCGAGAACUCGCUGGCUGAUGUCAUAGAGGUCAUCCACGGCGCCGUUGAGGAGAUUUCCCUGCCCCAGGGUUUCACACAUGUUGACAUUAUCGUAUCGGAGUGGAUGGGCUUUUAUUUACUCCACGAGUCCAUGCUUGACUCUGUCAUCGUGGCCAGAGACCGGUUCCUGGCUCCUGGGGGUAUUCUGGCCCCCUCCCAUGCCACGCUGUACUUUGCCCCUGUUGACCUAAGUGAGCACUUCCAGGAGAGGGCUGAGGAGUGGAGCAACAUCUACGGUUUCGACUUCUCCCCCGUGGCCUCCAGGAUCAACAUGGACGAGGUCUCCAAACCCCUGGUUCAGUGCCUCAGUCCCAGCGUGCUCAGGGCUGACCCCCAGGAGGUCCUGGCCUUGAACCUGCAGACAGUGACCCUGCAGGAUGUUGCGGAGUUCAGCAAAUUGCUGCAGUUCCCCCUGAAACAUGAUUCCAAGAUCUUUGGCUUUGCCGCUUGGUUUGAUGUGGACUUUGUUGUUGGGGGGACAGUUGACGGCCAGAUGGAGGACAUGUCAGGUCCUAAGGUCCUACCAAAGUCUUGUGUCAAUGAGAUGGGUGAUGCGUGUUCAGGUGAAGCUGUACACACACCGUGUACCCAGGGCUUGACACCAGACCCUUCAGACAUGUCACACACCCAAGCAAAGCAGAGCUCCCUAAAUCCUCCCACAAGACUGAGGACUGGGCCACUGGACCCUCCCACCCACUGGAAGCAGACUAUCAUUUUCCUGCCGCAGACCAUCUUUGUUGAAGGUGGUGUCUCACUGGGGUGUCAUGUCACCAUGUCGCAGGAUGCCAGCAACAAGCGUCACUACAACAUCACGGUGGAGCUGGUGGAGGAGGAGGACAGUGACGCUGACUCCAUCUCCUCCACCGACCACCCCGUACCCUGCCCGUGUGGCUCCAGCAGGUGCCGUCUGAUCUCAGCUCUGGUUGACAAGUUUGACACGGAGCAGCAGGAUAUGUGUGAUGAGGCCAGCGCUGCUGAUGUGCAGGCUGAGGACGAGGCCACGCGGCAGCUGGAUGACGACAUAGAGAGGGGUGGAUGGCCAGUUGACCCCAACUCUUCUGGUCACUCACUGGACGAGACGGGUAGCUCCUGAGGGUAUGACCAACCUCUGGCCAACAUGGACGACAUGGACAACCUCUGGCCAACCCUGCAGAGGUUGACAGGAUGCUCUUCAUUUCAGCCAGUCACCCCAAUGUGUGGGUCUCUAUAUCACGUAUCAAUGUGGGGGUGAGCCUUUGUGAUGGUCGUGUGUGGGGGAUGCAAUGGACAAGAGUGGGGGGGGGGCUGUUUCUGGUAAAUCUGUGGACGUGGUCGGUCCCAGAACUCAUCACGUGACGUGUGGAACCUGUUUCACGUGCUUUCCCUGGACAGAUCCGGACCACACUUGGUGACGUCACUUUCUGUUCGUGUUUCCACGAUCUCGCUACCUUGGUGUUGACGCAUCUCCGUUGUUACCGUUGUUUAGAAACUACCUGAUGUUGCUAAUUAUGUUACCAUGAAACUUCCUUCAGUAAACCACGUGUUAA
Molecule: messenger RNA, 2049 nt
Organism: Physella acuta
Lineage: Eukaryota; Metazoa; Mollusca; Gastropoda; Physidae
Biological process (GO): peptidyl-arginine methylation, to asymmetrical-dimethyl arginine; chromatin remodeling
Molecular function (GO): protein-arginine N-methyltransferase activity; histone methyltransferase activity
Source: RefSeq, a predicted model, not a curated record